Messenger RNA from Racocetra persica, 354 nucleotides. NCBI's taxonomy places the organism in Eukaryota, Fungi, Glomeromycota, Glomeromycetes, Diversisporales, Gigasporaceae. The record is from the annotation of a GenBank genome assembly.
AUGUCAACUGAAGCGCGUCGCCGGCUCAUGCGUGAUUUUAAGCGCCUUCAAAAUGACCCACCGGGUGGUAUCUCUGGCGCACCUUGCCCUGAUAAUAUUUUAUUAUGGAAUGCAGUCAUCUUCGGUCCUGCUGACACUCCAUUUGAAGAUGGAACUUUUAAAUUGGCUCUACAAUUUGACGAGAAUUAUCCCAACAAACCACCAUCUGUCAAGUUCAUUUCCAAAAUGUUUCAUCCAAACGUAUAUGCUAAUGGUGAGCUGUGUCUUGAUAUUCUACAAAAUAGGUGGUCCCCAACAUAUGAUGUUGCGGCUAUCUUAACAAGGAGAAUCGUAAAGAAUAUACAAGAAGAGUAA